UAGCCCGUGCUAUGACAAAGUAAAAACCUCAUGGAUUGGUCGGAGACGCUUUAUCAUACUAUAUAUAACAACUUUUUUCUCCAAACAGUAGGUCAAAUAGUUGAAGUUUCAUUAGUUCUGUUUAAAGUUAACAAAUAGCCAUCUCCAACCAGUCAUGAGACUCCCUAGAUGCUGGAUUAUUCCCAGGAGAGGUUACCUGGUGUUGCUUUUUCUAUUGGUUCUGCUGAUGAUUGGAGCAGUCUUGAUGGCUCUUGUGCCGUCUGCAGAGGAACACCAAGGAGCAGACUCUGCAAGAUUUGUACGUCGACAACACAGUGACAGAAAGCCCAUACGAAGUCUCGGCCAUUACAACAAGGCGGAGGAAGAGUCCAAGUUUACAAUCAUUAUGCAAACCUACAACCGCACAGACGUUCUGCUCAAACUCCUGAACCAUUAUCAAGCCAUGCCUCAUCUGCAGAAAAUUAUUAUAGUGUGGAACAACAUUGGAGAGCCUACACCACAGAAGUUAUGGGACUCUUUAGGACCUCACCCUAUUCCUGUAGUUUUCAAACAACAAAACACUAAUCUGAUGCGUAACAGACUACAACCAUUUAAAGACAUUGACACUGAUGCUGUAUUGAUGCUGGAUGAUGACACCUUAGUCAGUGUUCCAGAUGUCAGUUUUGGUUUCUCUGUCUGGAGGCAAUUUCCAGACCAGAUUGUUGGGUUUGUCCCCCGUAAGCAUGUCCUCACAGACAAAGGAAUUUACAGUUAUGGAAGUUUUGAGUUACAGAACCCAGAAAUCUCAGGAGGUGACCAGUACUCCAUGGUGUUAAUUGGUGCAGCUUUCUUUCACCGUCGAUAUCUACAGCUCUUUCAACAACAGGAUAAGGCAGUGCUUGCACUGGUAGAUGAAACUCAAAACUGUGAUGACAUUGUAAUGAAUUUUGUUGUGUCUCUGUAUUUGAAAAAGAUAAGUGAAACUACUUACAACAGGCCAUCUGGACUCUUUGUCAAACCAGUUGACAUGAGAAAUCUUGAAAAGGAUGCCAACAGCGGGUAUCAGGGAAUGUGGCACCGUCCAGAACACCUACUUCAGAGGUCUUACUGUCUGAACAGGCUAGCACAAAUUUAUGGUGUCAUGCCACUCUGCUUUUCCAACUUGAUGAUUUCCCAGUUUGGUUUUCCCAGCUAUGCAAACCACAAAAGUAAAGCCUGAAUAUAAAAUCAGAAAUUUGAGUUGUUUCUACUUAAAACCACCAAACAAAUUAUGAUCCUAUUUUUCCAAUCUAUUAGAGGUUUUAUUGGUAGCCAGCCCAUUUUGCACCUUUUAAUGUUCAGUCUUAUAGUAUAGUCUUUAUCAUUUAGCAUCCCUCAGCAGUAAUGAGCAACACCACAGACUGUUCAUGUUUAUAAUAUUUGUUUUAAUGUAUUAUUGACUUAAUAAAGUAUUAUGUAUAAAUGAUGCAUCAAA
Boleophthalmus pectinirostris (great blue-spotted mudskipper) is the source of this 1453-nucleotide messenger RNA. It is a transcript of the gene extl2, whose product is annotated as exostosin-like glycosyltransferase 2. Gene Ontology annotation, molecular function: glycosyltransferase activity. The record is from RefSeq and is a predicted model, not a curated record. Gene Ontology annotation, cellular component: membrane. NCBI's taxonomy places the organism in Eukaryota, Metazoa, Chordata, Actinopteri, Gobiiformes, Gobiidae. The transcript is spliced from 5 exons. Bases 155 to 1198 code for a protein of 347 amino acids.